Messenger RNA from Tricharina praecox, 792 nucleotides. RefSeq lists its product as uncharacterized. The transcript has a single exon. The coding region runs from base 88 to 576 and encodes 162 amino acids. Lineage: Eukaryota; Fungi; Ascomycota; Pezizomycetes; Pezizales; Pyronemataceae. The record is from RefSeq and is a predicted model, not a curated record.
UCUCGACUUCGCACCCCUCGUUCACAUCGACAUCCUCCGCUCUCUGAUUGGCUUUCUAUGUGCUAAAUACAGUAUACUAGUAGUGCUAUGGACGCUCACCUGCACAGCUCCCCUUCGCAGGGCAAGAACACUACAUACAAAUGCUACGUGCCACCUUCUCACGCAUUCCUUCCUUCACUUCUCCCACUCUUCUCUCACGCUUCCUCAACUGGGAACGACUGCCAUCCAUUCGCACUCACACCACCCGCACAUCCACCCCUAACCCACGUCGCUCCCAAGCCAGCACCACCACAGCGCUACGCAACGCAACGCAGCGCACCAGUGCUCACUCUACCCUACCACACACACCACCCAAAGCAUCCUCGCCCCCCAAUUCCCUCCCCUCCCCAGACCGCAACAACAACCAUCCCUUCCCUCCCUCUUCUCUUUCUCACCCUCCACCCACAACUCCUUCGCUACCAUAACCAACCUACUCCCCACCCACCCACCACCACCCCUCAUGCUUCCUCCUCCACGACUAUGAGAUUUACCCCACCGCCUUCUACUUCUCGUUCUCCUUUACUGCUACUACUGUAACUGCGAUCGCAUCCGAUUCACCGCUUCGAAUCUUCCUCUUCGCCUGCCGCUUCUGCUCGUGUAUUCUAAACUUCUCGCGAUUGUUUUGUCGCUUGUUUCGCCAUCGCUGCUCGGUCGGCUACUCAUCCUGUUCGAAAUCCACAACAAAACCUGCACCGCAAUAACAACCACAACAACAACCCGCCUCCUCGCCGCUUCGAAGUCGUCAUUACACAA